Molecule: messenger RNA, 1887 nt
Organism: Brassica napus (rape)
Lineage: Eukaryota; Viridiplantae; Streptophyta; Magnoliopsida; Brassicales; Brassicaceae
Product: glutathione S-transferase T3-like
Exons: 2
Coding region: 854-1738 (294 amino acids)
Source: RefSeq, a predicted model, not a curated record
CAGUUGUGGAAGUGUUAAGCACCCCUUACGUGGCGUCUCCUUAUUCGACCUCUCAUUAUUGUCUCUCUCCUCUCCCUCAUCGAAAGGAAAAAUCUUAACUUUUCUCCUCUAAUCUCCAAACCUCCAUCUUCUCCGACGAUUCUGAGUAGAUCCUUGAGGAUGGUCAAUGAGGAAUGGGACAUGCAUCCUCCUCCUUCUUCUCCUUCUUCUCUUCCACUCAAACGCCGAUGACGAAAGCCCCUCCUCUUCCCCCGCCGAUGACGAAAGGCAAAAACGGCCUCCACAGUCCUUCAGCCGGCAAUCUCUCACGCGAGAAAGCUACUCUCCCCCAGCCUUCUAAGAAGCUCGUCAUAUAGCUGAAACGCCGAUGACGAAACCCUUCCUCUUCCCCCGCCGGUGACGAAAGCCAAAAACGGCCUCCACGAUCCUUCUGCCGGCAAUCUCUCACGCGAGAAAGCUACUCUCCCUCAGCCUUCUAAGAAGCUCGUCAUAUAGCUCACUAAAGUUGCAUAAGGGAAGGGAAUCACAUCAUCUUUAUUACAAGGGAACAAACUCAGACACAAGGCAAGAGGUUAGUAGACUUAACUUUUAAUGCUAUUUGUUAGUUGUGUGAUUAGGUUGAGAAAUAAAUAGAGUUAAGGGAAAUGCUAUUUGUUAGUUGUGUCGACGUGAUUUGCAUUUAGUUUUCUCUCUCUUUUAGGUUUAGGUGAAAAAAUUGAUUGCCAUUAACUCUGUAAUAACCAAUUCAACAACUAAAAAAUCUAAAACUUGUCUUUAAAAUCUAAACAACACGUUUAAACUAUCAUCAACUAAAAUCUUUCUCCUUUGCUACCUCCUUCUCAAACUCUAUCUUAUGGAUUCAUAUAGUCAAUCUAGCUUUCUAGACCUUUUAAACAAUCAACAACCAAACCUUCAACCUGGUAUACAACUCCCUGCCUCGAACGUGUGUGUCUUCGGUUCUCAAUGGGGUGAAGGUGCUAAUGCUGAUGGUCACACUAUCGACGACCGUAAGGAGAGAAGGAAAUGGACACCAGCAGAAGACAUUGUCUUGAUAAGUGCUUGGUUAAACACCUCGAAAGACCCUGUUGUGGGGAAUGAGCAAAAGGCAAUUGCAUUUUGGAAACGCAUUGCUGCUUAUUUUGCAGCAUCUCCCAAGCUCGCUGGUUUGCAAAAGAGAGAGCCGACUCACUGCAAACAGAGGUGGGGGAAGAUUAACGAGGGUGUCUGCAAGUUUGUAGGGUGCUAUGAGGCUGCAAUGAAAGAGAAAUCAAGUGGGCAGAGUCAAAAUGAUGUGAUGAGAAUGGCACAUGAGAUUUUCUACAAUGAUUACAAAGUGAAAUUCACUAUGGAGCAUGCAUGGUUGGAGCUUCGCCAUGAUCAAAAAUGGUGUGGAGCUUCAACAACUAAGGAUAAAGUGCAGUCCAAGAGAAGGAAGCUAGAUGACCAAUCCGCACAGAGUUCAACCUCUGUUCCAGUAAGCCAUGGAGAUGAUGAAGUUAGUGCUCGGCCUAUAGGUGUUAAAGCCGCAAAGGGAAAAGGUAAAAGGACUGUCGAAGAGGAAGGGAAGCCGGUGAAGGAGUUUGAGAGUUUUUGGGACAUAAGGCAAAAGGACUUUGCCUUGAGGGAUAAGGUUAACAAGCAAAAAUUGCUUGAGAGCCUCAUUGCCAAGACAGAGCCUCUUGAUGAACUUGAAAUUGCUUUGAAAACUAAGCUUAUUAAUGACAUGUUGGCUAAUUAGUUAGAUUUUUUUAGUUUGUUUCAUGUCGGGUUUCUUUUGUGUCUGAGUUUGUUUCAUGUCUUUGGGUCUGUUGAUUCAUGUCCUCGUUUUAGUUUAUUUCAUGUCUUUGGGUCUGUAACAUUGUCCUCUUCCUUAAUUAAUGUUUAAUC